UUCACCAUGGCCAUCUCUCAGUUUCGCCUUUUCAAGAUUUGCACAUGGCUUGCAACCUUCCUUUCAUUCUUCAGAAGGUUAAUAUGCAGAUCUGGGAGGUUGCGUAAGCUAAGUGGGGAUCAGAUAUCUCUUCCAACGACGGUUGAUUUUUCAUCAGUACCCAAACCGGCAGAAAUUGAAGAAUGGAGCUCGUGGGAUGAAGAUGGUCCCACAAGUAUCAAGAUUGAGGGCGGUAAUGGCAAUGUGCCACCACAGUCCGGCGAGGAAGUGGAACCAGACUACUUCAAAGACAUGGCUCCCACCAUCAGGAAAACACAGAAAAUUGUACUGAAGAAGAGGGAGCCACUCAACUACGUGGUACCCGAUGGCAGUGCGGGCUUCUCCAGCAGACUGGCAGCCACUCAGGACACCUCCUUCAUUCAGCCAUCUUCUGAGCUUGGAGACAUGGAUACCUGGCAUGAGGACGCCAACGCCUGGGAGGAUGAGUCGUCAGAUGCUGCCUGGGAGGCCGAUUUGGUGCUCAGACAACAGAAGAUGGCUGAGAGAGAAAAGCGUUCCAUGGAGCAGCAGAGGAAGAAGAUGGAGAAGGAGGUUCAAAGGAUGAUGAAGAAGGACCAGAAGAUUGCGGUCAAGCUCUCGUAACGUUUUUUAGAGCACUCACCCCGUGAGCCGGAGGGCAAGAAAAGGAACACUUAGACAAACGUCAUCACUCUAUCCUCUAGUCAUCUCCACACGAAGAUCAUCUCUACUCCACACAGCGGUCAUUUUAAAAAUCUCUGUCCACCAGCCAUCAUCAGAGACAUGGCUUGGCCAGUGUGAUGUUUGUUCAAAGACUGUUGCAUUUAGCUUCCGGAAAGGCACAGCAUACCUGGGAUGUGUUCAUUAGGGCACGCAACGGAAGUUUUUUUUAUCUAACAAGUUCAGGAAGUCACCCCCUGUAUCAGUUUAUUUUUUUGGCCGAAUGAACACUACCCUGAUUUACAGUUGAAGUCGGAAGUUUACAUACACCUUAGUCAAAUACAUUUAAACUCAGGCUUUCACAAUUCCUGACAUUUAAUCCUAGUAAAAAUUCCCUGUCUUAGGUCAGUUAGGAUCACGAC
Molecule: messenger RNA, 1100 nt
Organism: Oncorhynchus tshawytscha (Chinook salmon)
Lineage: Eukaryota; Metazoa; Chordata; Actinopteri; Salmoniformes; Salmonidae
Product: receptor-binding cancer antigen expressed on SiSo cells
Exons: 6
Coding region: 7-642 (211 amino acids)
Cellular component (GO): secretory granule
Source: RefSeq, a predicted model, not a curated record